AUGGCUGCGCCGCCCGAUCUGAAGGUCCUCUGCCGUAGGUUGGCUUCAACGCCCGUCGAUGACCUCCCGCGCCUCUGUCCGUUGCUAGUCAACCAUGUGCUUCGUUGCGGCGGGCCAUUGUCUGCGGCCCAGGAUGCAAAUAAGGCCAAGGACAAGUCGUCAGAGACGCCAAUGCUAGUUCACAAGCUCAAGACGCACAUCACAACCCUCUUGACCGGCAAGAGUCCUGCAGGCCGCUUCGCUGCUGUGUGUCUAGUUAAGGCCGUCAUCGACGUGGGAGGUUGGGAAAGCCUCCGGGCAUCAGACGCCUGGCUUAGGGGCUUGAUCGGGGUGCUGCAGGUUUGUGAAAUCACCAAUCCGGGUCUGGGAACGAAAGAGACUAACAAUCCCCAGAAACCUGACCCCUUGGCCUCAAAAGAGCUAUGCAUCGUCACUUUGACCAAGAUCUACGUGCUGCUCCAGGGCUACCAGACUCUGGUUCGAGAGAUGGUCACCCCGACACUCCCAAGCUACGUGACAGCCUGCCUGCAACUCAUCAAGGCCCCUACCUCGGGUAGGCCUCCGAAGGUUCCGACAUCCUUCAUUGACACUGUCGCCUGUUCCUUGUCCAAGCUUGUGGUGCUCUACCCAACUACCUUGCGGCCGUCCGCCCCCCAAAUGAAGGCCGCUCUCAGGGCCUAUAUUGCCCCGACUUCGUUUGAUGAUGUUGUUGUUCCUCAGAGCUUGAGGGAGGCCUCCCGCCGAUUGUUUGUCCUCUUGUCAUACACUGCGCCCAAGAAUGGCAGCAGCGAGGAGUGGGUGAAGGCUAUUCGGUCAACAAUCCUGGACUCCCAUGGCACGGUUGACCAGAUCUUCCGUGCUGUGGUCGAGUCUUGGGAGUCAGCUACUGGGUAUAGAAGUCAGGCAGUUCGCCCUGGCCCCGAGCCUUCAGGAGGUGAUUCAGAGGAGAACUUGCCAUCUUGGAGUGGCGUACAGGCUGGCGCCGAGAGACUCAUUGGCUUGCUCGAGUUCCUCGCCGAGUACUUCAACAACCCGACCAAGGCCCCCGUUACCGUCCCGCUUGGGGAAAUUCUUGACUUGACCGCAAGGAUAACACUCGUGACGCCUCCCUCUGGCUCCGAGGAUUCAAUCGAAACAAACCCCGCCAUCGGGAGGGACGAGAAGGCCGAGCUGUGGAGUGCCCUGCCAGACAUCCACAUCGCCGUCCUCCGCCUGCACCACGCCCUCGUCCGCCGUCUGCACGAGAACGCCGUCCCCCUUGUCACCGACAUCCUCGACCAGAUGGUCCGCGUCUCCACCGCGAGCCGGCACAUCCCCACCAUGCGCGAGACCGCCUACACGCUCACCAACCAACUCCUUCUCCUCUCGGGCCCAACUCUCCCCAAACUCACCGUCGACUCCCUCGCGCCACUAAUCCAAUCCACCUGCCACGACAUCCUCCUCUCAACCAGCCACCUCGACCCCAACCCUACCACCACCACCCCCGCCGCCACCGCCACAAAACCCCAAAAACCCAACCCCAACUCCACCACCUCCACCCUCACCAACGCCGACGCCUACCUCGCCACCUCCGCCCCCACAGCCCACCACCACCACCACUACCCGCACCUCACCGCCGCCACCGCCCUCCUCCCGCUCUUCCUCUCCCACCUCCCACAACGGAACCUCGCGCCCGACCUGCGCGGGCUGCUGGGACCGCACGGCGAUCCUCCUCGCACAGCCGCGACGCCAUGCUGGCCAGCUGCCUGCACCCGUUCCCGCGACAGCCGCGGGCGGUACUACGCGAGCGUGCUGCCGUUUUUGGUGAGGCGGUUUCCGCGGGAUCAGGCGGUGGAGGUGGUGAGGAGUAAUUUGGUGAGGGUGGUGGGGCGGGGUGUUCGUGGUUGGGGUUGUAGUGGUAAAGGGGGUGAAGAAAUGAAGGAGGGAAAGGAUGAGGAGGAGGAGGAGGAGGAGGAGGAAGCCGUGGAUGGUGGGGAGGAGAAAAAGGACGGGGGUAAAGCGGAGAAGGGGACAGGAAAGGUAGCCAGCCGGUUUGAGUGCGGAAUAGAUGGGACGAGAAUAGAGCGUUUCGAGCUCGUCGGCGGUGGUGAGUGCCAACCCCUAUGCGGUGGUCAAAAGCAAUGCGCAGGAAACACAAGGGGUGCCGGUGCGGUCAGCGUCGCCGCUGAAGCGCAAGAGAGAGCUGUUUGA
Messenger RNA from Chaetomium globosum CBS 148.51, 2190 nucleotides. RefSeq lists its product as uncharacterized. The record is from RefSeq and is a predicted model, not a curated record. Gene Ontology annotation, cellular component: nucleus. Gene Ontology annotation, biological process: rRNA processing. Bases 1 to 2190 code for a protein of 729 amino acids. The transcript has a single exon. NCBI's taxonomy places the organism in Eukaryota, Fungi, Ascomycota, Sordariomycetes, Sordariales, Chaetomiaceae.